AGAGGAGGGGGUUGUCAGUGCUGCUGAACAGAAAGUGAAAGUGAGAGGUGCUGGGUGGGUCCAGAUCUUCAGAGCAGCUUUUCGAUGCCAGUCGUCCUCAGCAGCACCAGAUUCUGGAUCAGCUGUGUAUUUAACCCGUCCGGAGGUUUUGGCUGAAGCGGGUCCUGGAGACGAUGAUGAUGCAGAGGAGCAGAGGAGCAGGACAAGCCAAGGAGAACCGAGAAGCAGAGAGGAGGAGAUUGCCAAAAUUCCAGAACCCUGCAAAGAUAUGGAAGAACCGCAGACAGCAGAACCACAACCGCACCGCAGAGGAUGAACCGGACCGUGAGGGGGCUGUGCAGCAGGAGAAGGAGGAACAGUUGGAGGAGAUCAGCAGGAGGCUGAUCACCAGGGAGGAGCAGCUGUUCAGUCAGGUCUCCCCCAGUGAGGAGGACGAGGACCAGCUGCACAAGGACUUCGAGGCUCUUAGACUGCAGUUAUGGAUGGCUGUCCACAACACCUUCACCUCGCCCUCCGCCUCUUUGCAGCACUUGGAGGUCCUGAGGAGCGCUGUGGCUUCCAUCCAGCAGCAGGAGGUGCAGGACCAGCGCUGGGUGGGGCAUCUGGGAGACCAUGUCCCAGUGUGGCGUCCUCAGAAGUGUCUCAGCACUCACAACAGUCUGCUGCGGAACAUGGUGGAGUCCAGACUGUGGAAGGCCACAGAGGAGGAUUCGAGCGGAGCUGAUGGACUGUCCUCACCUGUGAAGAAGGAGUUGUGCCGUAUGGGGAAGCGUGUGAAGGAGGACCUGCUGGUGGUGGUGAGGACGGUGAAGGACUGCUACCCUCCGCAGAUGGACAUCGUCAACGUGUACGCUGGACUCUACCAUCAGAGCUUCUCGGCCCGGCUGACUGAACUCGCUGCUUCUGACCUGGCAGCAGACGACAGGACCUACCUGCUGUUCUGGGUCAACCACUACUACCCACAUGACAUAUUAGAGCAUGAAGACCUUCAGGGGAAGAUAAAGACGGCCUGUCUGGGUUCCCUGCUGCUGCAGGACCAUCUGAACCCUCUGGAGGACCAGUACCUGGCCCACAAAGAGGACAAAGUGAAGUCGUGGCUCAAAGCAGCUCUGAGGAAAGAAGAGGAAACCUGUCUGCGCCGCGGGAAACCUGAAAUCAUUGACCAAUACUGCUUCAGUCCUCUGGCUGUAGAUGUCAUACAGAUGAUAAACAGCUCACUGACCGAGCUCAGCUGUGUGAUCAGAGACCAGAGCAAAGCUCAGAGGAUCACAGCUCACCUGGAGAACUUCCUCAGCAGCUAUAAGAAGCGCGUGGAGGAGUUUGUGAAGGGAGGCCACAGCGACACCCAGUCAGUGAUCAAAGCUCACCUGGUGUGCGAGCAACAGUUCAGGGAUUACAUCACAGGUCAAACAGGAAGUCUGUCGGAGCAGCAGAGACGCCGCUGUCUGGACACUCUGUCUGCCCUGUGGGAUUGUGGGUACAGAAGUUUAACCUGUCCCAUUCACAUCCAGCUGAAGGUGUGUUUCAGUCAUCUGUGGACGUCUGGCUGGCUUGACGGGUCGCUUCCUGUCGUCGAUUCUCUGCUGGACUCACUGAACCAACAGCUGACCGACUUGACUGACCUGAAGCCGGCCUGCAGACAGUCCCUGCUGAGUGUCCUCCAUCAGGAUGUGGUUCUUCGGUACGUGAAGAGGCUGAUGAAGAGCAGGAUGAAGAGCAGAGAGCAGCAGGAGGGCGGAGCUCAGCGAAUGAUCGAAGAUGCACAAAAGAUAAAGGACUUCUUCAGCAAGGAGGGCUGCUCAGAGUCUCUGUGGCUGGCCGAGGUGCUCUGUGGCCUGGCCGAGAUCCUCCGUCUGCGGGAUCCUAGAAGUGUUCAGCUGGAGAUGGUCAGCAUGGCCCAAAGGUUCCCCGACCUCAGUGACGCUCACGUGUCCGCGCUGCUCUCUCUGAAAACCGGCCUAUCAGCUGCUGACGUUCGCUCCAUCAGGCAGAGCGUGGAGGAGAACCGCCACCCGCAUGUCCCCACCAAUCACAGCCCUCUGUUCUUCUCCAGGGUCAAAGUUAAAUGGAUCAAUAAUAAGAUCAAUCAGAUGGGGCUCAAGACCUGAAUUGUUUUAGUAUGUUAGCGUGUUAGCGUGUUAGCAUGUUAGAGACCAGCAAACAGUAUUUCGUGUGUAGUGUGUUCCAGUGUUGCUGCUUUAUCAGUGUUCUGAAAAUGGACAAGCUUAAGAUCUCAUGGAAGAACAUGAAGACAGCCACUGCAGCUCAGAUGGAACCUGGUGUUACUGUUCAGUCUCAUGUGGUGUUCCUCAGGGUUCAGUCCUGGAUCCUCUUCAGCUCCAUUUGUAACACUAAUUUGAAUUGUUUUUCAUAUUUGUAGCACUUUUCACCCAGACAGAAACACAGCAGAAACAAACAGCAGUGAAAGAAGGAUCCACGUUCUCUGAAGUCCUCCUCUCCAGCAGAGCAUAUCAGAUCCUGAUAUCAGAUCCUCAUGUGUUGGGAGCCCUGUCCUAGGAGAACCAGGACCUCCAAGCAGCUUCCUGAGCUCACACAAACAGCCUGUUUCAGCUUUGUCCCUGAGGCUUUUUAAUGAGCUGAUUCAGCUGAAGGGGGAGGAGGAUUUUCAUCUUCAUCCUUCAGUUUAUCACAGACAUUCAACACAUCUGGACACAAGCUGAAGCUGGCAGACUGACGGAGUGCAUUGAAAAUAUUCACGUCUUGCAGAUGAUGUCGUGGAGAAGAAGCAUGAAGUAGACCUUGAAUUGGUCCUUACAUACAGUAUUUGUGUAAAUUUAAUUAGUCACAUUCUGUUGCUGUAUAUAAUUUGCAUUUUUGUGCAUGUCAUGAAGGUGAAGCUGAGAUUUCAGCCUAUUUGUCACCCAUUAACAGGAAAUAACAGCUCAUCUUUAUAUUUCUUCACUUCGCUCAUGUAUCUCCUUCUGGCAUGUAUUUUAUGUGAUCAGUGCUCGGAUUCUUUAUAAACAGCA
This is a messenger RNA of Scatophagus argus, 2990 nucleotides long. RefSeq names its product tumor necrosis factor alpha-induced protein 2-like. Gene Ontology annotation, biological process: exocyst localization; exocytosis. Gene Ontology annotation, molecular function: SNARE binding. Lineage: Eukaryota; Metazoa; Chordata; Actinopteri; Scatophagidae. The record is from RefSeq and is a predicted model, not a curated record. The coding region runs from base 174 to 2108 and encodes 644 amino acids. Gene Ontology annotation, cellular component: exocyst. The transcript is spliced from 13 exons.